CGACUUAGAAUCAUACAGCAUGAAGUCAUCAUCAAGUAAAAUCAUCAUGACUAUGUGUGACAUCAAUUACGCAUCAUGUUAUCAUCAUCAAGUACAUCAAUUACAUAGAUGUCAUGUAAUCAUCAUCAAGAACAAGUAUAUAUGGAUUAUAUGAGUAUCAUGUAAUCAUCCUCACAAGCAAAUUGAUUUAUUGUGCCAUCAUGUAAUUAUCAUUAAAUAUUUAUCAUCAUGAUUCAUCAAAUUGUCCAUAUGAUAUAAUGUGCCAUAUUAUGAAUAUUAUUAUUAUACUUUUUGUGGACAUAUAUAUGUAAAUGUAUAUGUCUAUGAAUUAUUCUACAAUUCUAGCGUGGUACCACUCAGCGGUUUCGCUGAGCGUGUAGUUUGUAUAUUUUUCGUUGACUACACGUAGGUAACAAGAAGACAAUGAUGGAACCUUUCCCGGAGGGCAUUGAGUCAGAGGAGAUACAAGGAUGGCAGGCAAUGUUUGGUCAAUAGAUUUUAAAAUGUGUCAUGAUUUGAUUAUUAUUGUACUUCCGCAUUACUCUGAAAAUAUUUUUAAAUGGGUCGCGAUCCAGAGUCUGUAAAUUUAAUAUUUAUAAGUAAUUGUCAUUUUCAAAUGUCAAGCGAAAUUUUUAUUUAACUCUCGUUUCACCUUAAUUUGUGUAAUUCCGGGUUAUACAGAUUGGGGUGUUACAAUUUUGGCGGGAGUUUAGUUGCAGGAAAUCUUGGCAUGGGUCCACCGUAGAAAUUACUGUGUAGUGGUUGUCGGCGGCCAGCACAUGCGUCAAACGUCGCCUCCGCAUUAAAUGAUUGUACGGUUGUCAUGAUUGGUGAUUGGGUUUCAAUUCAUUGUUCUCUUCGGUGCUCUCCCCCUCGAAGUCAUCGGUCGUCCAGAAGAUAUCGCAAGCAAAGUAGCGACAGAGGCACAAGUCCAUGUUCUUCUUUUCUCUUUGUACGAUAUAACUCUUUUUUUAGAACAAUGCUAAGGUUAUACCAAAAGUGUACCCCAUUUGUACAUCACCCCCUUCUCCACUACCCAUUUUUAAUUAAUUUUUAUUUACUUUUUUUUAUUUUCUUGCCCAAUCAUGUGGAAAGGAGGGGUGGGAGACAAAAGGAAAAGUGUUCCCUUAGCAUUUUUCCUUUUUUUAUGUUGGGUAUUUGUUUGAGCUUGGAUUAUACAAUCUAACAAAAUCUUAUAAAAUUCUGUUGAUAAAAUACAUUAAUAUCUACAUAACUUUACAUAGAUUUAAAACAAUCUAUACAUUAAGAUCUUUUAAAAUUUGAAUUGAAUACACUCUUCUAAAUGCAACUCGUUAACUGAUUACACUCCGCAUAAUUAUGUUUUUAUUUUAUAAAUUUAUAUAAAAAUUACUACCUCCGUCCCAUUUUAUAACGCAUGUUUCGGUUUACGAUGUUUGACUGAAAUUAUUUUCAAACCAUUUUAUAUGACAAAUGGUAUAGAAUUAAAAAAUAAAAAUUACAUAUUAAAAAACUACAUCAAAAGAUCUACAAAACUAGUAGUGACAAUAAUAUUUUAUUUUAUCAGAUUGCUAACGAAAAUAGAGAAAGAAAGAAGGAGUGUCCCGUUUUAGAAAAACCCUAAUCAGCUUCAGCGCAGCGCUCAAUCUUCUCCUUCGCUCACUCGUUGAGAGGCAGCGAUAAUCUCAUCAAUCUCCGUCUGAAGCUUCAAGGAGGCAACCAGUUUGCGGCGCUCUGAAUCAAUCGCUCACAGUGAUUUCGCUGGUUGCGACUCUCUGAAUCAUAAAUUAUUCUUCGUCUUCAGCAGCUUUGUCUCUCUACCAAAGCGCCCAUCCCAAAUGAGCUCACAGGCUGAAAUGGAGGUACCUUCUGGGGACAUUGCCUCGCCCCAGUGCCCAAAACAUGAUGCUUAUCUCCAAACAGUAAUUCCGAAGAGAAUCCAACUUUUUGAGUCCAUCAAAUCGCAGCAGCAAAUGAAGCGCCUUUCUCUUUCCCCUGAUCCUAUCAAGGUUGAGUUACCUGAUGGGACGGUAAAAGAGGGAAAGAAGUGGAAUACAACACCAUUGGAUAUUGCAAAGGGAAUAUCAAAUAGCUUGGCUUCAAAUGCUAUAAUUUCGAAGGUCAACGAGGUGCUGUGGGAUAUGUCAAGGCCGCUGGAGGGUGACUGUAAGCUUGAGCUAUUCACAUUCAAUACUGAGGUGGGACGGGAUGUUUUUUGGCACUCAAGUGCUCACAUUCUUGGCCAGUCUUUAGAGAUGACGUAUGGUUGCAAGUUAUGCAUUGGUCCAUGCACAACAAGAGGGGAGGGUUUCUAUUAUGAUGCAUUCUAUGGUGAUGUGGGUGAUGUUGGGUUGAACGCGGAUCACUUUAAACAAAUUGAAGCAGGCACAGCGAAAGCAGUCUCUGAGAAACAACCAUUUGAGCGCAUUGAAGCUUCCAAGGAGCAAGUCCUUGAAAUGUUUUCUGACAAUAAAUUUAAGGUUGAAAUCAUAAAUGCUUUACCUGAAGAAGAGACUAUCACAGUGUACAGAUGUGGACCCUUGGUGGAUUUGUGUCGUGGGCCUCACAUUCCAAACACAUCUUUUGUUAAAGCAUUUGCAUGCACAAAUGCUUCUUCAGCAUACUGGAGGGGAGAUCAUGACCGAGAAAGCUUGCAAAGGGUUUAUGGCAUAUCUUACCCUGACCGAAAAAGCUUGAAGGAAUACUUUGCAAUGAUAGAAGAAGCAAAGAAAUAUGAUCACAAGGAACUGGCUAAGAAGCAGGAGCUAUUCUUCUUUCACCCUUCAAGCCCUGGAAGUUCCUUCUUCCUUCCUUAUGGUGCUAGAGUGUACAACAAACUCUUGGAGUUCAUACGCAGUGAGUACUGGAAGCGAGGUUAUGAAGAGGUAUGGACCCCCAAUAUCUACAAUAUGCAGCUUUGGGAAACUUCUGGCCAUGCUGCAAAGUAUAAGGAGAAUAUGUUUGUAUUUGAGGUUGACAAACAAGAAUUUGGCCUCAAGCCGAUGAAUUGCCCUGGCCAUUGCUUAAUCUUUGAUAAUAGACCCCGCUCCUACAGAGAACUACCACUUAGACUGGCAGACUUUGGGGUUCUGCAUAGAAAUGAGGCCAGUGGUGCUCUUACUGGAUUAAAACGUCUUAGAAGAUUUCAGCAGGAUGAUGCUCACAUCUUCUGCAUGAAGUCUCAGAUCAAAGAUGAAAUCAAAGGUGUACUAGAGUUCAUCAAUUAUGUCUAUCAGAUAUUCGGUUUCACCUAUACGUUGAAGUUAUCUACAAGACCAGUCAAUUUUAUUGGAAAAGAAGAAACUUGGGAUGAUGCUCAAGCUGCUCUUACUGAUGCACUUGACGAAUUUGGGAAACCAUGGGAGAGGAAUGAGGGCGACGGUGCCUUUUAUGGGCCAAAAAUUGAUAUUAGUGUUUCUGAUGCAAUGAAAAGGAGCUUCCAAUGUGCAACAGUGCAGCUGGACUUUCAACUCCCUGAGCGCUUCAACUUAUAUUAUACUUUAGACGAAGAGGGUAAAAGGGAAAGACCAGUUAUGAUACACAGAGCUAUCCUUGGUUCUGUGGAACGCAUGUUCUCCGUACUUUUGGAGCACUACAAGGGAAAGUUUCCCUUCUGGCUAAGUCCACGCCAGGCUAUGGUUUGCCCCGUAAAUGAAAAAUUCCAGUCAUAUGCCCUUAAGCUGCGAGAUCGGAUUCAUGACGCCGGUUAUCAUGUUGAUGUUGAUACAUCCAACAGAACAAUUCAGAAAAAAGUACGUGAAGCCCAGGUUGCUCAGUACAACUACAUAUUAGUGGUUGGUCAACAUGAAGAGACCACAGGAGAGGUGAGCGUCCGAUUACGAGACAAAUCUGAUCUCCAAGUUAUGAAAGCUGAAGAGCUUCUUUCCCAUUUCAAAGAGGUGGUGGAAUCAUACAAGUAAAAAUGCACGAGGAUGAGGAUGAUGAUGAGAGACCAAAAACUGUUUUCUAUUUGGUCGUCAUUUAAUUGUUUUGUUCUUGUAGUAGAUUUUGUUGGGUUUUGGUUUUUAUUCAUGCAGCGAAUGCAUAAAUUUUGAAUGCAUUUAAGUUAGUAAACCAUAAUUAUUAUACAUGGGCUAAUAAUUUUGUUUAUUCAUCGGCUAGAGAGUCUCUUGAAAGAGGGAACUUGAGUUAUGGAAAGAGUUAUAUGGCU
Cuscuta campestris is the source of this 4150-nucleotide messenger RNA. NCBI's taxonomy places the organism in Eukaryota, Viridiplantae, Streptophyta, Magnoliopsida, Solanales, Convolvulaceae. The record is from the annotation of a GenBank genome assembly.